GUUCUACGUGUGGACUUUUCCAGGGACGAGGUCACAGCAGAAACGCUAGUCCAACAAGUGUUUGCUUACCUCAGCUGCUGCUUCGAACUGCUGGAGUACGCCUCCUACCACCGUUCGUUCCCGUCGUUGUCAGCUGCACUUCUAGCCCCAGCAAGCACAGAAGCCUCUCGGGCACAGAUUCUGCAACAAGCAAAAGCAGAAUGGAACACAAUCUUGGAAAUGGAAAAAACAACAGCCGGACAACUAUUGCUGAAAAGGCAUUGCUUGUUCACUACUUUCCAAUCCUUUCGUGAACUUCAUUCUGUGUGUGAGCGACAUGGAUACAAGUUCGGGGAGCCGAUUCGGGAGGUUGUCAAAGCCUGGUUUCCUCCCUUCGGGCAGAGCAGCAACCUGGAGAACGUGUUUCGAGAACUUGAAAGUGCUGUGAGGAAAUCCGGCCCUCCGCAAGAUUCAUUGACGAAUCUGGCUUGUGUGGCUGUCAGAUCCUUGGAGCGAAGAAUUUGCAACGAGAAGAAUGUUACCCCGGCGACACCCGAGCUGACUGAGCGGGACUGGGAGGGGAAAGAGAUCAGGGCAUUGAAGAAUCGAAUUUGGCAUCCCAAUUCGGCCAUGCCGUGUAAGCACAUCCGCCUCGAGGACAUCCUCAAGCCAUUCCCAACCACGUCCGCCCACCACUGGACCCAUCACGGGCUGAACUGCCUGCUUGGCUGGAAAUCAGCCAUCGAGAAAGGAGAAAGCCCCGUCGAUGCCUCCCAGCACUUUUGGGUUGCAAGCUGUUUCCAGAGAGGAGUUGUGUUUCGUCACAACGGCAAGUUCUUCAUGUGCAUGGGAAACACAUAUGCCGUGAUUCAUGCUGUCGUGUUGCACGAGACCCCGUGGACCUUCACAGGGCAGCUGCCGCCCGCAAGCAAGGAGAACCGCUGUGCUACGCAAGGCAAAGCCAAGAGAACGAUUGAGGAUUGUUUCCGAAAGCCGGAGGAUUCCACAAAGGCCCUGUGCUUCCGCAGAGGCCAGUCCAACUACACAUCAGUGUUCAUUCGAGGUUAUGGGAAAAGCAACAGCAAAGAACCAGUUGAAAUCUUUCAGUGCACUUUCCACGUUGCAGAUGCUGCCCGGGCCGCAAAGACGGGCAGCAUUUUGAUUCGGAGGGCCCCAGAUGGUUGGAGUCUCCUGGUGUUUUUGUUUCGAACAGAACGCAUUCUAACAAUCACAUCAGCGGCAUUGAGCGAGCUCCUCAACUUGGAGGGCCUGAGACUUCCCAAGAACGCGGCGAAAGCAGCGAAGAUCCGGAAGCUCAUGGAAUCUGCUGCUGUGGUCGCGAACACAGAUCAGAUCUUCAGAGACAGAAUCGAGGCACAACUCGUGCAUCAAGAGCAAAAGAAAAGCAAGCGGAAGGCCGAGACCGCCGAUGAGCAAGAUGACGAGGGUGAUGCGGAGCAGGCAGAGCAGGACAUAGAUCCUGCUUGUGCUGCUUGUGAGCAGCUUCUCGUUGAAAUGGAGAAAGAGGACGCCGCCGACUUGCAAGUGGAA
This is a messenger RNA of Symbiodinium sp. CCMP2456, 1530 nucleotides long. Lineage: Eukaryota; Dinophyceae; Suessiales; Symbiodiniaceae. The record is from the annotation of a GenBank genome assembly.